Magnusiomyces paraingens is the source of this 870-nucleotide messenger RNA. RefSeq lists its product as uncharacterized. The coding region runs from base 1 to 870 and encodes 289 amino acids. The transcript has a single exon. Lineage: Eukaryota; Fungi; Ascomycota; Dipodascomycetes; Dipodascales; Dipodascaceae. The record is from RefSeq and is a predicted model, not a curated record.
AUGACUGUCAUUCUUCAAUUAGACUUGGUCCAGAACUCACCAGACUUUUUUACAACGUUUUCUUUAUUUUCAAUCCAUGGCCUUGGCUCAAUAUUAGAUGCUAGUGUUUCCCCACAAAUGUUGCUUCUUCUUUCCAACAUUUUUACUGGUAUUUAUCUUUUUGCGGUAAUUGUACACUCGGCAAUCAUUUUCCCUAAUCGUACACUCCCCUUGCUUCAGUUUGUUUACAAACACAUUCCUAAAAACCCAAAUGAAGAUAUAAUCAAGUAUUGCGAGUUUUGGAUCCUCUUGACUUCUUGGUGCAUUUAUGCCAUUAUUUCCUUUAUCAUUGUUCCUAGUCUUUUGGUGUGGAACACAUAUAUUAACGACUUUAUGUUUUGGAGGAUCAGUUCCAUUAACCUUGACAUUUCCUACUUCCCUUCGGACUUUCUAUGUCUUACAAUGGAUACUCUCAAGUACGGUAUAAUAAUCUCAACGAUUUACUUGUUUCAAAUAUCUGUGGCUUGGUCCAAUUAUGUCUUGUUCCAAACCAAAAAUCAAGUUGAAGCGCCCAUCACUCUUGAAGAUGAAAAAUCAUUGAGCUCUGAAAAAACUCAUACCACUACUUCUUGCAACAAUGGUACCGUCUCGAACAAUUCUUUGGGUGCUGGUAUGACUGCCACUCACUGGGUUGUCUACACUACUCUGUGCUUGAUGAUGUAUCAAUUUUCAAACAAAAGAGAUAUUUUAAUGAUACCGGUUGUUGUUAUUGGACUACCUUUACUUGCUUAUUGUAUUAGCUACUUUUUUUUAAGAGAGCUCGACUCUGAACAAGAGACUAAUGCAUCUACAGACAACAAGGAAAAGUACCCAAUAGAUGUCAAGGUUUAA